AUGGUGCCCUGUCACUUCAGCCGUCCCGCCUGGAUCUGCUUCCACAAGCUACCGUACGCCAACAUCGACCUUCCUUGCCCGACCUCUCUGACCUUGCUUGACCGCAACGGCAUCUUCCUCACCUCAACCUCCUUCUGCCGCUGCGCUGCCGCCAUCUUGCGCCACCCUCCUCCGAUCUUCCAACUGCAGCACUUGAUUUCUCGUCAUAUUCGUCGCCGUCGAACCGAACACCGCCUCAUCUUGAGGCGACCAUCAUCCUUGCGGACUUUUUGGCAGCUGAAAGCCGCCAGCCGUCGCCGAGCCGCUGCUUCCUACUUCGAUCCAACAAAUAAUCCUCUGCCUCUCGAGUACAUGCGGAAACAUACAUCGUCCUCUGUUCACGCCGUCUAUCCUCGAUUUCUUCUUGGCAUACCUGUGGGGAUUCGACGAGCAUCUAUCGCGACUUACACUUGGGUUGCCUGGUCUUCAUCGAUCGCCGGCGCUGCCCGGGCGUCACAGAACCUGCUGUUCCAGAAUCGCCGCCACAUCUCCGCCGACCAUAGCUGUCUGGCCGUCGGUACUUCCAAGGGUUUCCGAAUCUACCACACCGACCCGUUCUCCAAAAUCUUCAGCAGCGAUGAUGGCAACAUUGCUAUUAUUGAGAUGCUAUUCUCGACAUCUCUUGUCGCCCUGAUCCUUUCCCCUCGACACUUGAUAAUACAAAACACAAAGAGAUCCUCAGUCAUCUGCGAACUUACCUUUCCAUCAGCCGUGCUCGCCGUGCGUCUCAACCGGAAACGUCUCGCCGUCGUUCUCGAAUCCGAAAUCUACUUAUAUGACAUUUCUAAUAUGAGCCUUCUCUUCACGAUUCCCACGUCUCCCAACCCAGGCGCAAUUUGCGCUCUAUCACCUUCUUCAGAGAACUGCUACAUUGCGUAUCCUUUACCGAAACCUCGGGAGGACUCAGGAGACAAAAGACCAGCCCAUGCGCCUCCCCUCUCAACGUACGUUGCACCGACAUCGGGAGAGGUUUUGGUGUUCGACACACUCACAUUGAAGGCUGUGAAUGUCAUCGAGGCUCAUCGUUCACCACUGUGCUGCAUCUGCCUCAAUAGUGAAGGAACGCUCUUGGCUACAGCAAGCGAGACUGGUACCAUUAUCCGCGUCUUCUCGGUCCCUGGAGGUCAGAAACUCUACCAGUUCCGCCGGGGAACCUAUCCCUCCACUAUUUACAGCAUGUCUUUCAACCUCAGCUCUACCCUUCUCUGCGUUUCCUCAACUUCCGACACAGUUCACAUCUUUCGUCUCGGAGCCCCUCCUCCAGACAACAAUUCCGCUGCCGCCUCAGCAGAGACACCUGCUUCACCUCGCCAGGAUCGCUGGUCGAGGUCACGCAGCUAUGACAGUAACAAUGAGUCGCCUGUGGGGAGUGCGGCUGGUUCUCCACGAAGCGACCUGGCGGAACCCGCUGGGCUAGGUAACGGCAGCUCUUCUCAUCACCAGCAACAUAUCAACAGGCGGCAAAGUGGCUCCUUUAGUAGUAUGCUCCGGCGCUCGUCGCAGAUUAUGGGUCGCAGCGUGGCCGGCGUCGUUGGCUCAUACUUGCCGCAGACGGUGACAGAGAUGUGGGAACCCCUCAGAGACUUUGCGUACAUCAAGAUUCCAAAGUCUUCUAACGCGCCGACGGGCCAAGCCCGUGGGAACAACAACGGGGGCGGGUCGCAGCCGCUGACUGGCCCGCUUCGAAGUGUCGUGGCCAUGAGCAGCAGCAGUCCUCAAGUAAUGGUGGUCACUAGUGACGGUGGCUUUUAUGUGUACAACAUUGACAUGGAGCAUGGCGGAGAGGGCUACCUGGUCAAACAAUUCUCAGUCAUUGAUGGCGACGACAAAUUGGACGCGUCCUCGUACGGCACAUGA
Colletotrichum lupini is the source of this 1896-nucleotide messenger RNA. RefSeq names its product autophagy-like protein 18. Gene Ontology annotation, molecular function: protein binding; phosphatidylinositol-3-phosphate binding; phosphatidylinositol-3,5-bisphosphate binding. The record is from RefSeq and is a predicted model, not a curated record. Gene Ontology annotation, cellular component: fungal-type vacuole membrane; cytosol; phagophore assembly site membrane. Lineage: Eukaryota; Fungi; Ascomycota; Sordariomycetes; Glomerellales; Glomerellaceae. Gene Ontology annotation, biological process: autophagy of mitochondrion; protein localization to phagophore assembly site; nucleophagy. The transcript has 8 exons. Bases 1 to 1896 code for a protein of 631 amino acids.